Lampris incognitus (smalleye Pacific opah) is the source of this 3079-nucleotide messenger RNA. RefSeq names its product phosphatidylinositol 5-phosphate 4-kinase type-2 beta. The record is from RefSeq and is a predicted model, not a curated record. Gene Ontology annotation, biological process: phosphatidylinositol metabolic process. Lineage: Eukaryota; Metazoa; Chordata; Actinopteri; Lampriformes; Lampridae. Bases 540 to 1781 code for a protein of 413 amino acids. Gene Ontology annotation, molecular function: phosphatidylinositol kinase activity. The transcript has 10 exons.
CUGGUGACAACAACCUCCGGCGCAUCAUAAUGGGAUUACAUAGUACAUAACAAGCGAAUCAUUUAUCGUUUUGUGCCGCGGACGGCGAUAGAGAAGGAGGGGGGGGGAGGAGUUAUCGAGGAAGUCUCCGGCGCUCCGGCGGCGCGUCCCUGCGAAGACAGGCGUGUGCGGUGUGGCUGGAUGGCCGGCUAGCCGUCUUCUCUGCGGGCUGCCUGCUCCGUGCGCCGCUCUCCGGACUCAAACCGCGGGCCUCUGCUCGGGAGGAAGGGUGGUGACGGCGCAAAAUGCUGUGCCGUUGAUUCGCAACAACAGCAACAACAACAACAACAACAACAACAACAAGCAGUUUAUUCCGAGGCGCUGCGAGUCGGACGGCGGGCAUGAUGCAGUUGUAGUCGCCGCGCUCCUCACUGCGGAUCUGAUCACCUAAGCGGGCUUCGCUCCGAGCUUGAGCCGGGCCGGCGGCGGAGAGAGAGGCGCCUUGCGGGCGGUCGGUCGCCUUGCCGUCCAGCCGUGCUGCCGUCCAGCGCGAGGGAGACAUGUCAUCCAACUGUACCAGCGCCGCGGCGCCCGCGAGCGCCAGCAAGACCAAGACUAAAAAGAAACACUUCAUCGGACAGAAAGUGAAGUUGUUCCGCGCGAGCGAGCCCAUUCUCAGCGUUUUGAUGUGGGGUGUCAACCAUACGAUCAACGAGUUAAGUAACGUGCCUGUACCAGUGAUGCUGAUGCCUGACGACUUUAAAGCUUACAGCAAGAUCAAAGUGGACAACCACCUUUUUAACAAAGAAAACCUGCCCAGCCGCUUUAAGUUUAAGGAAUACUGCCCAAUGGUGUUCCGAAAUCUGAGGGAGAGGUUCUGCAUCGACGACCAGGACUACCAGAACUCCCUGACAAGGAGUGCUCCACUCAACAGUGACUCCCAAGGUCGUUUCGGUAACCGCUUCCUCUCCAGCUACGACCACCGCUUUGUCAUCAAGACCGUGUCCAGUGAGGACAUCGCUGAGAUGCACAACAUUCUCAAGAAAUAUCACCAGUUUAUAGUGGAGUGUCAUGGCAGCACACUUCUGCCACAGUUCCUGGGAAUGUACAGACUAACUGUGGAUGGCGUGGAAACCUACAUGGUGGUUACCCGAAACGUGUUCAGCCAUCGCCUGACCGUACACCGCAAGUAUGACCUAAAGGGUUCUACUGUCUCAAGGGAAGCCAGUGACAAGGAAAAGGCCAAGGAGCUCCCCACUUUUAAAGACAACGACUUUCUCAAUGAGGGCCAGAAGCUGCAGAUAGGAGACGACAACAAGAAGCUAUUCUUGGAAAAGUUAAAGCGCGAUGUAGAGUUCCUGGCCACCUUGAAGAUCAUGGACUACAGUUUGUUGGUGGGCAUCCAUGACGUGGACCGGGCAGAGCAGGAGGAGAUGGACGUGGAGGGCGGAGGAGAUGAGGAGGAGUAUGAGAACGACGGAAUGGGUGGCGGAGCACUAACCGGCUCCUUCGGCACCCCACCCGACAGCCCCGGAAACCCUCUGAACUUUGGUGGAUUCUUUGGCCCUGGAGAAUUUGACCCUUCCGUGGACGUCUACGCAAUCAAGAGUCACGACAGUGCUGUGAGGAAGGAAGUGUACUUCAUGGCCGUCAUCGACAUUCUCACACACUAUGACGCAAAGAAAAAAGCAGCGCACGCUGCCAAAACUGUGAAACACGGGGCUGGGGCUGAGAUCUCGACGGUGAACCCAGAGCAGUACUCCAAGAGAUUCUUUGAGUUCAUGUCCAACAUCCUAUCAUAGACUCACCGAUCCCAGCCCGGGCCAACCGCAUCCUCUUAUCGAAUUUAACAAAUCCCACCCACUCGCAUCUACUCCCUCCACCUUGGCUCCGCCCGGCCCUGCAUCUCAUCCGGUCAAUCCACCCCAUGGCUGGGAUAACAUGUACACCGAGGAAUGCCCAGUAACAAGGCUGUUACACUGUCCCACAGAGAGAGAGAGAGAGAGAGAGAGAGAGAGGGCGCUGAACUCUUCCUCGGAAAAAGCGACGGAUUUCCCCUCUGUCCUGGUCCCCCCCCCGCCCCCCAAGUCAGUAACACCCCAGCCAGCCCCGCCCUCUGCAGCGUCCGACGACGAAAAUGAGUGCUGACCCUCGAAUCAGUUUGGAAUCGUGUGAAUCCGAGACUCUUCCUGCACUUCUUUUCGGCCUUCCCUCAUCGCCACCGUGUGCUCCUCAUGCCAGAACGGGAACUGUGUCACUAAUGCCUUGAACGAGUGUGUCAGUUUCAGCAGUUAAGUCUGUUCUGUCUGGUUUCUGUUCAUGUUGUUGUUGUGGUUGGUGUUGUUGUUGUUAUCAGUUUUGUUGGGAGACACACUCUCACACACACUCUCACACACACACACACACUGUCAUAGAUGCAGAACGGUCAGCUUGCAUGACAACUCUCUGACAGUCGCCGCCAGGCCUCCUCCUCCUCCUCCUCAAAAGACGAGAACCGCUAACCGAAGCAAAUUGGAACGACAACGGGGGAUCAAAUUAAUAUAUAAUGGUUUAUUAAGUAGAUGAAUGCAAUAUCAAAAAUGCAUGGCUGAUAUGUACAUGACUCCACCCAGUAAGUCGGAACGCCGAGCUGCCGAACUUAGCAUCCGAGCGUUACGACUUAAAAAAACAUAGGUGUUUGAAUGUUACGUUGCCAUAUUGUUUUUGGACAUUUUUUGAAAUUUUAACAAGCGAGCUCGGUGGAUGUUUGAGGAAAGAAGAAGAAAAAAAAACCACGUUAAAAAGGGGAAUUCAAACAAAUUGUUUUAUUACCAUAAAAAAUCAUUUUUAUAUCUUGUUUACAUUAAUGUAGCAAUUUUGUGUUUGUAUACAGUAUUGUUUUGUUACCGACAGACAUUAGCGAGACGAGAAGUUACUUGAAAAUGAUCCAUUGCAUAUUAAAGGGAGUUUUAAAUUGUUUUUGCCCUCAGAAAGGAUUUGAUCACUGACUCGCUCGGCGAACCGCAUCGCUGCGAACGUCACCUUACUGAAAUAAGUGGUAGCACCGUCAAGUUAAUACGAUCACAUGAGGCUGACUGGACCGGUGUACCGUGUUGCUGAU